GACCCUCCUAAAAGACUCCAUAUUGCUUAAUUCUUUCAGUGGAACAGAUUUUUAUUUUGUAUCAACCUCCAUGACAUGGCAUGAAGCUCAGAGCUUCUGUAGAAGUAACAACUCGGAUCUUGUAACUGUUACAAGUCAAGAGAUGAAUCAGAAGCUCUCAAAUAUUUCAAAAAACUAUCUUCACGGUAUUUUCUGGAUAGGGCUCUAUCAUGACAGAGACAUCUGGCAGUGGCCCAAUGGAGAAAAAACAAGCUAUUACAAUUGGAAAAGGAACUUGUUUUGUGCUUAUGCUAAGAUGGACGGCUCCUGGAUGGAUUCAUACUGCGAUGUUUUGAAGCCUUUCAUAUGCUACAAAGAAACCAAGAAUAUCAAUAGGAGCUAUUUCUGGAUAAAUGAGAGUGUGUCUUGGAGCAGCGCUCAGAACUACUGUCGGGUGAAUUACAAAGACCUGGUCAGUAUAAGGAAUGAGAAUGAAAACCAAAAGAUAAUGAAGACAGCACAGAGGGGCAACUUCUGGAUUGGCCUGUUCAACAAUCAAUGGAAAUGGUCUGAUGGGCAAAAUUCAACAUUUCAAAACUGGGAUCUAAAUUGGCAUCAAAACUGGCAUCGAGAUUAUGAAAGUGAAAAAUGUGGGAUUAUUAAUCCAAAUGGAAAGUGGUCUGCCUAUCUCUGCAACAUUCUGCAAAACUUCUUCUGUAGUAACAGUUCCUGUGGGCCUCUUUCUUGCACUACAACAUAUUUAUUUAUAUCAGAUUUGAAGUCCUGGUAUGAUGCCCAGAGACACUGCAGAUCACACUACACAGACCUAGUCACUGUUGAGAAUCAGACUGUAAAUGACCAGCUGUUACAAAUCUCAGGACAAAGAAAGGGAUGGAUUGGGUUCCGACAUGGAAAUGAUACUUGGCAAUGGUCCAAUGGAGAUCAGCUGACCUACAGAAAUUGGAAUCCAACCCGUUACUGUGCUCAGGUUCAACCAGAUGGCUCAUGGGCAGAUUCCUAUGGCUAUGAUCAGAUCCAUGUCAUGUGCUACAAGGAAAUGAGCAACAUAAGCGAGAGGUAUGUCUGGAUUAAUGAGACAAUGGACUGGUCCAGAGCUCAGAACUACUGCAGAGUGAACUACAAUGACCUGGUCAGUAUUAAAAAUGAAAGGGAAAAUCAGGAGAUAAUGAAGAAGGCACAGGGCAGUCGCUUCUGGAUUGGCCUGUUCAACAACCCUUGGAAAUGGUCUGAUGGUGGGACAUCCACAUUUCGAAACUGGUACCAGAAUUCACAUUGGUACAACCCGAAAGGAGAGAAAGUUUGUGUAUUCUGUACACAGGAUGGAAAAUGGGAAGAGGGAAACUGCAUAAUUUCCUUUCCCUUCUUCUGCAGUAAAAGAAAUAAAAGGGUGACUCUGAGAAUCAGCUUUGAAAGCAAGAUCAAUGAUGAAAUCCAGAAUUUCAGCGAAAACAUCUUAAAUGAGUUAAAGAAAUAUAUUCCCCAACAAGCUCUAAUGAACAGCAAUAUUUCUUGGGUGAAGAGUGACAAAGGAGUAAUUUUUACAAAAGAAAAAAACAAAGGAGGGACAUAAAGGGUAGUGUGGAUCCUAUAAAAGAGUGACAUUCUCUUUGCAGUAUGUGGUACACAAUUGUUUUAUGUUAAGUAUGUAUUACAGUAACCUUUACACAAUUUAGAUAAAAAUAAACAUAGAUUUCCGUUUAAUGCCAAAAAGUUUGAUAUAAUUUAGAAUAUUAUUAAAUUUAUCCUGUUGUAGCAGAGAGUAGAAAACAAGACACUGCCAGUAACAUAGUUGCUGUGGCUAUCUGCAUAUCUCUUUUUAUUUAUUUGUCUACUUGGACUUAAUAAAAUGAAGAUCAUCAUAAAUCUGUCUCUUGCAUUAGUUUUAAGUUCAUCUAGAACAGUGUUUCUCAAACUCGGUCCUGUGGACCCCCUGUGGCUGCAUUUUUUUGUUCC
Messenger RNA from Polypterus senegalus (gray bichir), 1953 nucleotides. Its product is annotated as macrophage mannose receptor 1-like. The record is from RefSeq and is a predicted model, not a curated record. The coding region runs from base 71 to 1570 and encodes 499 amino acids. NCBI's taxonomy places the organism in Eukaryota, Metazoa, Chordata, Cladistia, Polypteriformes, Polypteridae. The transcript is spliced from 8 exons.